Molecule: messenger RNA, 339 nt
Organism: Aspergillus pseudotamarii
Lineage: Eukaryota; Fungi; Ascomycota; Eurotiomycetes; Eurotiales; Aspergillaceae
Exons: 1
Coding region: 1-339 (112 amino acids)
Source: RefSeq, a predicted model, not a curated record
AUGUCAUCCGAGCAGAUCUUUGUCCAAGUUGUCUAUCCCACGUCAGCCGCAUCUACCUUCAAUAUGGAGUAUUACCUCAACCACCAUAUCCCACUGGUCAAGAAACGCUGGGGACCACAAGGCUUACAAAGCUGCUCCGUCGUCACCGGAGACAAGGAUGCAGGGUACCACGUGCAAGCCACGAUGGUUUGGAAGAACCGGGCAUCAUAUGGAAACAUGACGGGUGUGGAGGAAGUGAGGGGAGACGUCAAGAACUUUACCGAUGUGGCGCCGUAUCGAUGGGUUGGCUCUAUUGUUUACCAGGAAGUAUUGACGGAGUCGGAAACCAGGGGACUUUGA